CAUUUAGCUGACGUGUUCGGUUGCUUUAACUUAUAAAUUUCACCAAUUUGUAGCAAAACGAAUACAUCACUUGUUUUGUUGCGUUUUUUUCAUUUUUUAGACUGUAACUAAAAAACGAGCAGAUUUAUAAAGAAGCAAGCUAAACGUAAAAAGUUUCCAAAAGACACAAGAGGUUGUAAUGAGUGCAGUGCCUGCAAACUGCAGCAAGUAGUAAAACGAAUUCCCAGGGAUCUAAGAAGUAGUAAAUGUUCUAUCGUAGCACACACAAAACACAAAGAUGGCACUUCUAACUAUGAUUGCGCGUGUAAUCGAUGGACUUCCAUUGGUUGGUACCAUGCAAGAUGACGAACAGUCCGGGCGCAGUAUACUGGAGUAUCAGAAUCAAGCGAAAAUGCUAUUCAGAAAAUUAGGAUCACAUUCACCGGCGCGCUGUAGUAUCGAAACAGGACCAUACUUAUUCCACUAUUUAAUAGAAAAUGAUGUUUGCUAUCUAGUGAUGUGUGAUAAAAUGUACUCCAAACGUUUGGCCUUCAACUAUUUAGAGGAUUUAGCGCAAGAGUUUCAUGCCAACUAUGGACGGCGUGUCAAUUCCGUAACGCGGCCCUAUGCAUUUAUCGAAUUCGAUGUUUACAUACAGAAAGCCAAAAAACAAUUGACCGAUCGGAGACGAAAUAUAAAUGCAAUUAAUACACAACUACAGGACGUUCAGCGAAUAAUGGUACAAAAUAUUGAUGAUGUACUGCAGCGCGGCACAGUGUUGUCAGAAUUGGACACAAAAACGCAAAACCUGUCGAUGAUGUCUCAGAAAUAUAAAAAGGAUGCGACAUACUUAAAUCGAAAAUCAAUGUAUUUGAAAUUGGGCGCCGCCGGUGUUGCUAUAGUAGUAUUUAUUUUGUACUUUUGGGUUUUGUAAUAAUUGUUAAAUGUUUAUUAAAAAGUAUGAUGAUACAAAAAAUACUAACUAACUAUUGGUAUAACGAAAUAUUGUAUGCAAGCGCCAUAACAAUAUUAAAGUGCACGACAUAGGGAUAUUUUUGGUGACAACUGAUGACAAAUAUUUUAUUUUUUAAUUUUUUUCUAGGUAAUGUAACGAACAAUAUUUAUCAGAACUAUAAAAAUUAUCCUGUAACUAAUAUUUUGCAUGAAACACUGUACACACUAUUAUUUCAUAAACAAAAGCAAAAUAUAUUUCAUUGUGCAAAAUAUUAA
This is a messenger RNA of Bactrocera tryoni, 1209 nucleotides long. RefSeq names its product vesicle-trafficking protein SEC22b (gene Sec22). Gene Ontology annotation, biological process: vesicle fusion with Golgi apparatus; retrograde vesicle-mediated transport, Golgi to endoplasmic reticulum; endoplasmic reticulum to Golgi vesicle-mediated transport. Gene Ontology annotation, molecular function: SNAP receptor activity. NCBI's taxonomy places the organism in Eukaryota, Metazoa, Arthropoda, Insecta, Diptera, Tephritidae. Gene Ontology annotation, cellular component: endoplasmic reticulum-Golgi intermediate compartment; ER to Golgi transport vesicle membrane; endoplasmic reticulum membrane. The record is from RefSeq and is a predicted model, not a curated record. The coding region runs from base 278 to 913 and encodes 211 amino acids. The transcript is spliced from 5 exons.